AUGGAGGCCGCACAGGUCGAAGUAGCAGGACAAGUGUACAAUGUGGCUUUGCUGCUGAAGCCAGCAGCAACGGAGCAGCAGCAGCAGAAGCAGCAACAGCAGCAACAAACCCAUCUGCAGCAGCAGCAGCAGCCGCAGCAACAACAACCGCAGCAGCAGCAGCAGCAGCUGCUGCAGCAACAGCCGCAGCACCAACCGCAACAACAACAGCAACAGAAGCCGUUGCUGCAGCAGCAGCAGCAGCAGCUCCUGAUACAGCAGCAACAGCGACAGCAGCAGCUGCAGCAGCAACAGCUGCAGCAGCAGCAGCUCCACCAACAGCAGUUGCAGCAGCAGCAGCAGCAGCAGCAGAUACAACAGGCAGCAAAUCGGCAUCCGCGGCAGCUGCCGCCUAUUUCUGCGUCGCAGCAGCAGCAGCAGCAGCAGCAGCAGCAGCAGCCGCAGCAGCAGCAGCAGGUCCUGCUGCAGCAGCAAAGAGACGCUUCUGCUGCUCUCCAUGCCCAUAGCCCUCUCCCCCCGCAGCAGCAGAUGCUGCAGCAGCAGCUGCUGCAGCAGCAGCAACAACAUCUGCUGCAGCAGCAACAGCAGCAACAGCUACUGCAGCAGCAGCAGCUGCAGCAACAGCAACAUCUGCUGCAGCAGCAACAGCAGCAACAGCUACUGCAGCAGCAGCAGCUGCAGCAACAGCAGCAGAUUCAGCAACAGCAGCAGCUGCAGCAGCAGCAGCACGUCCAGCAGCUGCAGCAGCAGCAGCAGCAGCAAAUGCAUGCUCAGUGGCUGCAGCAGCAACGCGCACUACAGCAGACGCAGCAGCAGCAGCAGCAGCAGCAACCACGGCAGCAGCCGCAGCCGCAGCAGCCGCAGAGGAGGCGCUGGGGGCCAGCAGAAGGUUUCUGCAGAGGGCAGCAGCAGCAGCAGCAGCAGCUGCUGCUGCUGCUGUUGCUGCUGCUGCUGCAACAUUUGGUGACGCCAGCAGCAGCAACUGUUGUAUCUUUAGGCCGCGCUGCUGUUGCUGCUGCAGCAGCAGCUGCAGCAGCAGCAGCUAGAACUACGGCAUUUGCAACGGGAACGCAGCAACAGCAUCUGCAGCAGCAGCAGCAGCAGCAGAGCCACCAACCCAGCAGCAAGAGUAACAGCAGCAACAGCAGCAGCAGCACCACCACCACCACCACCAGCAACAACAGCAGCAGCACGAGCACCAGCGCAGCGCCAGCCGCCGCCGCAGCAGCAGCGGUAGCAUCAACCGCAGCAGCACCAGCAGCCGCAGCAGCAGCACCAGCAGCAGCAGCGGCACUAACACCAGCAGCAGCAGCAACAGCAGCAGCAGCAGCAGCAGCAGCAGAAGAUGGGUGCUAG
Eimeria mitis is the source of this 1356-nucleotide messenger RNA. RefSeq lists its product as uncharacterized. The transcript is spliced from 5 exons. Lineage: Eukaryota; Apicomplexa; Conoidasida; Eucoccidiorida; Eimeriidae. The record is from RefSeq and is a predicted model, not a curated record. Bases 1 to 1356 code for a protein of 451 amino acids.